Messenger RNA from Panicum hallii, 2093 nucleotides. RefSeq names its product glucan 1,3-beta-glucosidase A-like. NCBI's taxonomy places the organism in Eukaryota, Viridiplantae, Streptophyta, Magnoliopsida, Poales, Poaceae. The record is from RefSeq and is a predicted model, not a curated record. Gene Ontology annotation, molecular function: actin filament binding; hydrolase activity, hydrolyzing O-glycosyl compounds. Bases 379 to 1959 code for a protein of 526 amino acids. The transcript is spliced from 10 exons. Gene Ontology annotation, biological process: actin filament bundle assembly; establishment or maintenance of cell polarity; carbohydrate metabolic process. Gene Ontology annotation, cellular component: cytoplasm; actin cytoskeleton.
CACUGGAUGGAGAACUGAGCUGCACCUCCAGACCGGCGGAUGUCGGUCUGCCACCGCCGCGGCGGUACCACCGGCGCGCGAGGAAAGGCGGCCGGCGACAAAGCGAGCAGCAGCCGCUGCUGUUUCCGGCAUGGUGCUCGUUUGCGUCGCCGUCCGUCUUUGGGAUGAACUUUGCGAUAAGGAAGGUAUCCAGCGGAGGAGCAUCGCCAAAAGGCGAGACCCCCGGCCUCACCGGGCGCGCCACUUCACUCUCGGCUUUUGGCCCCGACGGGCUUGGAAUCUCCUGUCGCUUUUCCUUCCAGUAUACAAGCGCCUGCCGGUCAUCGCUGCGCCGUCGGCCGGGUCCUGUGCGCACCGGCUGUUCGAUGAAUUGCCCGCAUGGCGAUGGGGCUUCCUCGUGCUGGUCUCUUCGUCUUUGGGGUCCUUGUGUCCGCGUUCCGGCUGGCCCAUUCGUCAACAGACAAUAAUUCCUCCGAGGUCAGGGCGGUGAACUUGGGAGGCUGGCUGGUGGUGGAGGGUUGGAUCAAGCCCUCCUUGUUUGAUGGCAUUCCUAACCGCGACAUGCUUGAUGGCACGCAGGUGCAGCUCAAGUCAGUGGGGCUUCAGAAGUACGUGAGCGCGGGCGAUGGUGGUGGCAGCAACGUGACAGUGGAUCGGGAUGCUGCUUCUUCAUGGGAGACCUUCAAGCUAUGGAGAAUUUCUAUGAAUGAGUUUCAGUUCCGCUGCUUCAACGGUCAGUUCUUGACAUCAAGUGAUGGCGAUGUCAUCUCAGCAACAGCAGAUUCAUCAGGGGACCCUGAAACAUUUUACAUUGAGAGGAACAAUACACUGCUUCAUAUCAAGCUUUUAAAUGGGAGUUAUUUGCAGGUCACAGACAAUAAUCAGCUUACUCCAAAUUACCCUUCCCAACCAGGAUGGGAUGAUGCUAUGGCAACAUUUGAGAUGACAAUUGUUGCCAAUAACUUGCAUGGAGACUACCAGCUUGCCAAUGGAUAUGGGCCUGACAAGGCAAAGUCAGUCUUGGAAGAACACCGGAAGAACUUUGUGAGUGGAAGCGAUUUCUCUUUCAUCUCACAGAACGGUAUCAAUGCAGUCAGGAUUCCAGUUGGAUGGUGGAUUGCAUAUGAUCCUGAUCCACCUGCUCCAUUUAUUGGUGGCUCCCUGAAUGCCCUCGAUAGAGCAUUCCAUUGGGCACAGAUUUAUGGCUUGAAGUGCAUCAUUGAUCUCCACGCGGCUCCUGGAUCUCAAAAUGGAAUGGAGCACAGUGCUAGCAGAGAUGGUUCAGUAGAUUGGCCUUCGGAAGCUAACAUACAGAAAACAUUGGAUGUCAUUAAUUUUCUAGCUCAAAGAUAUGCUGACAACCCCUGUCUCCUAGGUAUUGAGCUUUUGAAUGAACCUUCUGCAGCUGCAGUCCCACUAGACACUCUAGUGUCAUAUUACAAAACAGGCUACCAGAUUGUACGAAGUUAUUCAGACACUGCUUAUGUCAUAUUCUGCCAGAGGAUUGGGAAUGCAGACCCAAUGGAGCUUUACCAGGCUUACCUGGGUGCGACAAACACGGUUGUAGACUUACAUUACUACAACCUCUUUGAUCCUUAUUUUGAAAAACUGAAUGCAACAGAGAACAUACAGUUCAUUUACAAGAACAGACUGCCUCAAGUACAGUCCUUGAAUCGUGCAAAUGGACCUCUUGUUUUUAUCGGAGAGUGGGUAAAUGAAUGGAAUGUGACGAACGCUUCACAAGUCCAAUAUCAAUUGUUUGGAAACGCGCAAUUAGAGGUCUAUGGUGAAGCAUCCUUUGGCUGGUCUUAUUGGACAGUCAAGUGCAACAGUGUGCACUGGGACUAUGAAUGGAACAUAAGGAAUAGGUAUCUUCUUGGUGGUUCACUACUCAUAAGCCCAAACUACAUGUUGCUUGUGGCAGGAUGCCUCAUGUACCUUUUGUCUGCAUUUACAUGAUAGGAGAAACUUAACUACAGAAGGUAGUCUUGAUUGUCCCUACGCAAAGGGAGAUAGACAGAUAGUCUGAUAGCCGCCUCGCCAAUUUUGAGUACUCUAUUCGUUCAAAAAAGUCUAUGCGAAGCGUUCCUAAA